AUGACAGGCUAUUAUGGCUAUCCUAAUGGAGGUCGUAGAACUGCCGCUUGGAACUUUCUCCGUCAACUCUCUAAUCAAUUUGCAGGGCUUUGGUGUAUUUUUGGGGAUUUCAAUGAUAUCCUGGAUGCAAAUGUUCCGAUUGAAGGUUAUCCCUAUACUUGGUUUAAGAGCCUUGGUACACCACGCGCGGUGGAGGAAAGGUUAGAUCGUGCACUCGCUAACAAUUUAUGGUUAAAUUUAUUUCCUAAUGCUUCUGUUCAAACGCUUGUGGCACCCGCGUCAGAUCAUUAUCCUAUUCUUCUAAACAGUGCUCCCAAGUCGCGACCUCAGGUGUAUUCCACUGAUUCUCUGAUUCCGAAGUUGUCCUCAUGUGCGGACGACAUGUCCGUUUGGAAAAAGUCUCAUUGCCACAAACUAAAGAUUGACAUAGAAUAUUGCCGCAAGCAAUUGCAAAGUACUCGUUCGAGUGCAUCAGGUGUGGAUCAGGUCCGUAUGUUUGAACUAAGAAAGCGUAUGCAGCGCCUUUUAUCUCAAGAUGAUGCUUAUUGGCGGCAACGUGCAAAGACUCAUUGGUACAAGGAUGGCGAUAGAAACACCAAAUUUUUUCAUGCAUCUGCUACAGCUCGUAAAAAGGUAAAUCGCAUUAUUUCUCUUGACGAUGAUGUCGGUAAUAAAGUUACUAAUGAGCAAGGCUUGAGAGAUGUGGCAAAACAAUAUUUUGCGAAUAUUUUCCAAAAGCAAACUGGCGACUUUGCCUCUGUUAUUAAUUCUGCUAUUUCCGACUCGGAUAAUGACAUGCUUACUACUCCAUUUACCAAGGCCGAAUUCCGUGAUGCAAUUUUCUCUAUGCAUCCGGACAAGUGCUCCGGUCCUGAUGGCUAUAAUCCGGGUUUUUAUCAGCACUUUUGGAAUUUAUGCAGCGACGAUGUUUUUAAGGAAUGUUGUGCUUGGUUAGAUACGGGACAAUUCCCUCCUGAUUUGAAUAUUACUAACAUUGCUCUUAUUCCAAAAGGUUCUACGCAGGUUAGUAUGAAGGAUUGGCGCCCUAUAGCACUUUGUAAUGUCUUGUAUAAAAUUAUUUCCAAGGUACUCGCAAACAGGUUGAAGAAAGUUUUGUCUCAAUGCAUCUCAGAUAACCAAUCCGCUUUUGUUCCGGGGAGAUCUAUCCUAGAUAAUGCUAUGGUCGCAAUCGAAGUUUUGCAUUUUAUGAAAACCAAGACGCGAGGCGAAGACAGGUAUGUUCCUCUGAAACUUGACAUUAGCAAAGCCUAUGAUCGUAUGGAUUGGGACUAUUUGAGGGCUGUUAUGAAUAAAAUGGGAUUUAAUAAUUGUUGGAUUCAUUGGAUGAGUAUGUGUGUCGAGUCUGUCGAUUAUUCUGUGCUUGUUAACGGUGAACAGGUUGGUCCCAUUAUUCUAGGGCGUGGUCUGCGUCAAGGGGAUCCUCUUUCCCCGUAUUUGUUUAUUAUUUGUGAUGAAGGCUUAUCUUCGCUCAUUAGAGAUGCUGAGAUACGAGGUGAGCUCACGGGUACAGAAGUUUGUCGACGCGCACCACCUGUGUCCCAUCUUUUGUUUACGGAUGACUGUUUUCUUUUUUUCAAAGCUGAUGAGAUGCAGGUGAACGUUAUGAAAAAUAUUCUUUCUACUUAUGAGUUAGCGUCAGGUCAAGCUAUUAGCCUUACAAAAUCUGAGAUUUAUUGUAGUGGUAAUGUGUCUGACAAUCUCAAACAUACUAUUACUACUAUUCUUCAAGUUGUUUUGGGCACAGGUAAAUAUCUGGGUUUACCUUCUAUGAUAAGUCGAGAUCGUAAUGCAACGUUUGCUUAUAUAAAGGAUCGGGUGUGGCAGAAAAUUAAUUCUUGGAGUGGUAAGUGUCUCUCUAAAGCAGGUCGUGAGGUUAUGAUAAAAUCUGUUUUGCAGGCUAUCCCAUCAUAUGUGAUGAGCAUUUUUCAGUUACCAACCACCUUAAUCGACUCAAUUGAGAAGAUGAUGAACUCAUUUUGGUGGGGUCAUGGUAGAACAACACAGCGCGGUAUUCGCUGGAUGAAUUGGGAGAAAUUAUCCGCCCCAAAAAUUCAUGGAGGUAUGGGUUUUAAAGAUUUAUCUGCUUUUAAUUUAGCUAUGCUAGGAAAACAGGGUUGGAAGCUUAUCACAGAAUCAGAUUCUUUGGUUUCUCGGAUUUUCAAAGCUCGAUAUUUCCCUUCUGGCUCCUACCUCACGGCUGUAAUAGGGCAUAACCCUAGCUAUGUCUGGCGCAACAUUAUGCGUGCUAGAUUCCUUGUGCGUGGUGGUGCUCGGUGGAGUAUAGGUUCAGGUGCAUCUAUUUCUAUCCUAAACGAACCUUGGUUACCCAAUGGGGAGUUUAUUAGUAGCGAGGAUCCAGGUGCUCCUUUUGUUCAAAAUUUUACUAUUAAUAGCUUGAUGAAUUUGUAUGACAAAAGCUGGAACGAACAGGUGAUUAAACAAGUGUUUAGUACUUCUAUAGCAGAUAAAAUACUUCAUACCCCGCUUAUACAUCAGGUUGUAGAGGAUAGAAUCAUUUGGAAAGCGGAACGACAUGGUCGGUAUUACGUGCGUAGUGCAUACAAAUUAUGUGUAACUGAUUUGAUCGACUCUUCUUAUAACUGGCGGCCAGGUUAUUGGUCUGGGAUUUGGAAGCUUAAGGCCCCACCAAAAGUCAAGAACUUACUAUGGCGCAUGUGUCGGGGCUGCCUCCCAACACGAGUCCGUUUGUUAGAUAAAGGAGUUGUAUGUCCGACCGAUUGUGCUAGUUGUGAUUCAAACCAUGAGGAUCUUAAGCAUGUGUUUUUUGAUUGUCCUUUUGCUGUACAGGUGUGGAACAGAACCGACUUGUGGGGAUCUGUACAACAUGCUCUUUCUUCCACUGUUUCGGUUACAGAUGUUAUUUUCUCCCUGCUAGAGCAACUGUCUGUGGAAUUAGCUCAGCGUCUGGUAACAGUGUUUUGGAGCAUUUGGAAACACCGGAACCUCAGAGUUUGGGAUAAUGUCACAGAAACCAGUGCAACGGUAGUGGAGCGUGCUAGAAAUAUGGUCGUUGAUUGGCAACUGGCUAAUACUCAUGCGGUUCUUGCAUCAACAGCGCAACCAUCAGCCUUCACCGACCCUUGCGUUGGGGGCUUCCACUUCGGCACAACCUACCACUCACGUGGCAGCAUCCUACCCCGGGGAGAUACAAAUGCAACAUUGACGCGGCUUUUUCCUCUCAAUUCAACCGCACAGGUAUUGGAAUUUGUGUUCGUGACUCAGAUGGUACUUUUGUGUUGGCCAAGACAGUCAGAUAUUCUUGUAUGGUUUCGGUUGAUGUGGGUGAAGCUUUAG
Messenger RNA from Medicago truncatula (barrel medic), 3336 nucleotides. RefSeq lists its product as uncharacterized. Lineage: Eukaryota; Viridiplantae; Streptophyta; Magnoliopsida; Fabales; Fabaceae. The coding region runs from base 1 to 3336 and encodes 1111 amino acids. The record is from RefSeq and is a predicted model, not a curated record. The transcript is spliced from 4 exons.